AUGAUGGAGGACGAUGACGAGGCCACCAUGCGCGAGAAGUUCCGGCGGCUCGGGGAGUUCAUCGAGCGCGGAGGGAUGUCCAUCCGGGAGAUCUCCGCGGAGGCCUCGGACCUGGACGCCCGCCUCCAAGAGGUAUCCGGGGAGCUCGUGGACGAGAUCCGACCCGACGUGGCGGCGGACGCGCAGCGGAUGGCGGCGAAGCCGGGCUCCAUCGCCAAGGAAUGGGGACAUCCUCGAGCGCAUAGACAUGACCGCGGGGCGGAGUGUGGAGGAUCAGCUGCAGGCCGUGCGGGACGGGCUGCUCGCGGAGCUGUGCGCGCCGCGGCAGCAGCGGAGCGCGACAACGGGUCGAAGAGCCGGCACGGCACGAAGGGCCUCGGCGAAGACGCGGCGCCGGAUCCCAAGGCCAAGGUCAUCCCCGUGCAGCUGGUGAUCAACGGGGCGCGGCCCCCGCGCCGCGCGACUUCGCCGCGGGCCAGCCGCCCACGGUGCUCUCGGUGGAGACCUCGGGCGCGCUGCAGGCGUGGAACAACGAGCACCCGGAGCUGCAGGUGCUCCCUGGCGACCAGAUACUCACGGAGGACCCAGCCUUCGUGUCCGGCCUCUUGGCCAAGCGGGUCUGGUCCGGGAGGCCGUUCGGAGAGUUCCAGCCGCCCAAGGGCAUCCUCAGGAUGUACGCGGUCCGCUCCGAGGCCAGCCAGGACCACGAGCUCGCCUCGCUCGGGGGGGGCGCCCUCGGCGGCUUCACUGUGGCGUCGCGCGUGGCGCGCCUGGCGUCGCGCGCUAGGGACGGGCGGAGGGGCGCGGCGGCGGACCUCUCCGCGGCCGCCGCCCUGGCGGGGCUCCGGGGCCGCGGCCUCGCGGAGCUGGAGAUGGCGGCGAGGCUGCACGCGGACGACCCCGAGGAGGAUCGACCAGGAGUACGAGUUCUGGCGCCACGAGGACGGCGGCCUGGACGCGGGGAAGACGCUGGCCAGCACCUUCGCGGCGGUCCAGCGGGCCGCGGCCGACCUGAAGGCCGCGGUGGAGGAGCUCGGCGACGCCUCGGAGGAGAGCGGGCAGCUGCUGCAGGAGUUCGAGGCCCUGGCCGCGGCGGCGAAGCUGGCCCUCCUGCGCGUCGACGAGCCCGUGCCGACGGCCGACCCCGACGCCGCCGAGCCCCCGCCGCCGGCCGCCCCGCCCGAGGAGCCCCGCAGCCCAGGCAAGAGCGCGACCCCCGCCAGCCCCGUGCGUCAGCCCUCCCGCGACCUCGACAAGUCUGGAGUCCUGCAGGAGACGAGAUGCGCAGGGGACCCUCCAGAUGACGCCGACCGUUCUCCAUCGUCCAGGCUCAAGCUCCGGAGCAAGCACGCAGAGGAGAAGCUGAGCCUCACCGUUGAGGAGGUGCGGUUCCGGGAGGAGCUGAGGGCGGACGAGCUGCCCAGGGAGCCCCCGCCGCAGGAGGUCGCUGCGACCGCGGAGGCGGUGACGCCGACCGAAGCCCACCUCGCCGAGGUCGCCAGGCUGGAGGACGCGUGGAGAGGGAGCGGGCCGCGAACGAGGUCGCCAGGGAGAACGUCUCGAGGCUGA
Prorocentrum cordatum is the source of this 1569-nucleotide messenger RNA. The record is from the annotation of a GenBank genome assembly. NCBI's taxonomy places the organism in Eukaryota, Dinophyceae, Prorocentrales, Prorocentraceae.